Thunnus maccoyii (southern bluefin tuna) is the source of this 585-nucleotide messenger RNA. RefSeq names its product gamma-crystallin 2-like. Bases 1 to 585 code for a protein of 194 amino acids. The record is from RefSeq and is a predicted model, not a curated record. NCBI's taxonomy places the organism in Eukaryota, Metazoa, Chordata, Actinopteri, Scombriformes, Scombridae. Gene Ontology annotation, molecular function: structural constituent of eye lens. Gene Ontology annotation, biological process: lens development in camera-type eye; visual perception. The transcript has 3 exons.
AUGGCAGUACCCUCUCCCACAAGUGUCAAAUAUGAGCCAACUGUGAGAGGUUGCCUUCUUUUUCUCCAUCAGAUCAUCUUCUACGAGGACAAGAACUUCGGAGGCCGUCACUAUGAGUGCAUGAGUGACUGUGCUGACCUGCACUCCAUGUUUGACAGCUGCCGGUCCAUCCGGGUGGAGAGUGGCAUGUUCAUGAUCUAUGACCGUCCCAACUACAUGGGAAACCAGUACUUCAUGAAGAGGGGAGAGUACCCUGACUACAUGGGCAUGACAAGCUUGAAUGACUGUGUCAGGUCCUGCCGCAUGAUCCCCACGCACAGAGGCAACUUCAGGAUGAAGCUGUACCAGCAUUUCGACAUGGGAGGUGAGAUAGUGGAGCUGGGGGAUGACUGCCCAAACCUCAUGGACCGUUUCCACAUCUCCAACUUCAACUCCUGCAAUGUGGAUGGCCACUGGCUGAUUUAUGAGCAGCCAAACUAUAGGGGACGUCACUACUACCUGAGGCCUGGCCAGUACAGGAGCUUCAACGAGUGGAGUAGCAUGAACUCCAGGGUCGGCUCCAUCAAGCGUCUCAAGGAUCUCUAA